This is a messenger RNA of Dentiscutata heterogama, 442 nucleotides long. The record is from the annotation of a GenBank genome assembly. Lineage: Eukaryota; Fungi; Glomeromycota; Glomeromycetes; Diversisporales; Gigasporaceae.
ACAAUAUGAAACAAUUCCUGAUGACCCGCAUUUGGAAGGUCACUUCCAUUCUCCCGAAAUUAUUAGGGAUAUAGUAUUGGGAUUAAGUGAUGGUUUGACUGUUCCUUUUGCGUUGGCUGCAGGUCUUUCUUCCCUAGGAAAUAAUCAUUUAGUAAUAACCGGUGGUCUUGCUGGCGCCAUUUCAAUGGGUUUAGGCGGUUAUUUGGCUGCAAAAUCAGAUGCAGAUCAUUAUGAUACAGAAAGGCUUAGAGAAGAAUGGGAGGUUCAAAAUUGUCCUGAUGCUGAAGCACAAGAAAUUAUUGAUAUAUUAGCACCGUACGGAUUGGAUGUCGCGACUUUGACUCCUAUAAUUGAAAAGUUAGCGUCCAAUCCAGAAAAAUUUGUUGAUUUUAUGAUGAAAUUUGAAUUGUGCCUUGAGAAACCAGAUCCUUCUAGAUCAUGG